This is a messenger RNA of Hemibagrus wyckioides, 1799 nucleotides long. RefSeq names its product crystallin, alpha B, b (gene cryabb). Bases 1 to 510 code for a protein of 169 amino acids. Gene Ontology annotation, biological process: response to heat; protein refolding. The transcript is spliced from 3 exons. NCBI's taxonomy places the organism in Eukaryota, Metazoa, Chordata, Actinopteri, Siluriformes, Bagridae. The record is from RefSeq and is a predicted model, not a curated record. Gene Ontology annotation, molecular function: structural constituent of eye lens; protein folding chaperone.
AUGGACAUCGCCAUCCAGCAUCCUUGGUUCCGCCGCUCCUUCUGGCCAUCCUUCUUUCCCAGCCGGGUCUUUGAUCAACAUUUUGGGGAACAUUUGUCAGAGAGUGAUGUGCUGGCACCCUAUCCUUCGCUAUACUUUCCGCGCCCUUCCUUCUUUCGCUGGCCCAGCUGGGUGGACAGUGGUCUCUCUGAGAUGAAAAUGGAAAAGGACCGUUUUACCAUCAAUUUGGAUGUAAAGCACUUCUCACCUGAGGAACUGACAGUAAAGGUUUGCGGAGAUUACAUUGAAGUUCAUGCCAAACAUGAGGAUCGCCAGGAUGACCAUGGGUUUGUCUCACGAGAGUUCCUCCGAAAAUACCGUGUCCCGUCUGGAGUGGACCCAGCCAGCAUCACGUCAUCUCUCUCUUCCGAUGGCGUCCUGACCGUCAUAGCACCUCGCAAGCCUUCUGAUGCCCCCGAGCGCUCUAUUACCAUCACUCGCGAAGAAAAGUCUGCCCCACAGAAGAAGUAAAGCUGCAACAUGUUAUCAAGUCUGGCAUCCCUGUGUUUCCCUGCUGAUCCACUGUGCUCCCCUGCAGUUACACUCCACUGUUGGGUCUGAUCAGGCACUGGAGAGAAAGAGUCAAAAUUGACCUAUGGCUUUUCCAUCCAGAAGUUAAAUAUAUAUUUGUCUAAUUGGCUGGUACAUCUAGACCAUUCACACCACUGGAAUUUUAUUUGCACCAUGUGGCUGCUAGUCAUAGAAGACCAACCAAACAAAAGGGCUGUUUGUCUUUCAAAGCUGGUCAAACCCAAACAAUGGCUGCACAGAGUUUGUGUGUGUAGGAAGUCUGAGCUAUUGCGCUACUGAGCAUUUGUUUUGAUGAAAACAAGAGAGCGUAGCAUGAUAGAAUUUCUAAACCUAUAAUCAAGUAUCUCAAAGUAGUGCAUGGUUUUGAUAUUCUCAUGUUUCAAAUGCAUAGAAUGAGAGGUUCUGUGGUAUGAAAAAGGAAGUUUAUUCAGUGAUUUGUUGUUUUCUUUUCACAAUGAACUUGGGACCAGAAAAUACAACAAGAUCAGGUGCAGGUAGUGAGGAAAGAGGAAAUGCUGUUGUAAAGAACAUGUCCUCUUUCUGUUCCUUAAUGUUUGUUGCUCCAGACAGGUUUGUUUACUGCUCCUGUACGACAUGUGGUGACUGGAAACUAGUGAUGGGGGUUUCGAACGCAUGGUGACUAAAUCAAAGAGAGUUGAUGAGAUUCUAAAGGAAGGUGUAUAUUCACUGUGAAAGUGGGUGUGUAGGUAUAAAUGUUUGGGAUGGAGCAUGAUGGUGUGUGAGUAUAACCUAACGAUUUCAAGUGUUCUUUUGUUUUUACCACAGCGAUGCCUCACAAACGCAACACUGACAAAGCUGCUGAACUGUAACUGAUUCAUUCAUCUUGUGACAAUGCAUGCUGCAAAGAAGAAAGAAAAAAAAUAAUAACAGGUUUUCAUACAGCUAAUUCCUUACAUGUUCCCUGUGUUCACCAUUGCAUACUAAAUACCGAAGAGCAGAACAGAUGUGGAGGAGCACACAAGUCAGCGUUUGAGUCAGGCCUUUUUACACUGGUCUGGUCCCAGCAUUUUCUUUCAGAUUAAACAAAUCACUAAACUGGACGCAGAUGAGUGAAAAAGGCCUACUUCCUAUUGUUUUGUUAGUUCCCUGCUUUAACAUUCCUGACUAUGCAUACCACACCAGCAAACAAAAUGUAGCCAAAACACUCUCUGUGUGUAUUCUCAUGGCUACGAAUUAUUAAUAAAUCCUGUGGUCAUUUAAAGAUUAAA